Messenger RNA from Cuscuta europaea, 1281 nucleotides. NCBI's taxonomy places the organism in Eukaryota, Viridiplantae, Streptophyta, Magnoliopsida, Solanales, Convolvulaceae. The record is from the annotation of a GenBank genome assembly.
UUCUCUUCAACAAUCCAACGCUCUCUCCUCCUGACUUCAUCUCUUUCUCUUCAAGAAACUCUCCCUCUCUCGGAUAAACAGCCAUGGCAAUGUCACCUAAUCUCUACGUCGGCAAUCUUCACCCAGACACCACCGAGGACGACCUCAGGGAUGCAUUUUCUUCGGUCGGCCCAUUGGAUUCCGUUCUCAUCCUCCCUCUCACUCACAAAUCUCUUUGUUACGCUUUUGUCAGCUUCUUUGAUCUCUCUCAGGCUUUGAUGGCUGUGACACACCUGAACCAUAAACACGUGAGAGGAAAGCCGAUGAGGAUCAUGUGGUGGCAAAGAUAUCCAAAUAUGAUAUCAAAAUCCGGAAUCGGGAAUGUUUUUGUUAAAAACCUUCCUCCUUCUGUAACCAGCGAUCAAUUGGAGAGGAAAUUUAGUGGAUUUGGUACUAUACUCUCUUGCAAAGUUGCAGAGGAUGAAAAUGGGAUGAGCAAAUGUUUUGGCUUUGUUCAGUUUGAUUCACAGCUCUCUGCCACUUCUGCUAUCACUCAUCUCCAUGGAACUGUCUUUAAAGGGAAGACGCUAUAUGUGUCCACAUUUAAGAAGAAAGAACUAAGAGCUUCAAAUCUGUAUGUGGGGAACCUAAGUGAGUCUAUCAGUGAAACGAAGUUGGAAGAAAUAUUUGGAAUUCAUGGAGAAGUGGUUUCAGUGAAAAUCAUUCGCCGUGGUGGAAUCAAAGUGUUUGGCUUUGUAAAGUUCUCAAGAGCAGAAAAUGCGAAGGCAGCUAUGGAUUCGCUUCAUGGGACUGCUGUUGAUGGAAAGCCUAUGCAUGUGGCCUUGGCAUGUUCCAGGAAACCAAACAGGCCACAUCAAAUUUUCACUUCACCAUGCAACAACUCACUUUACGAUAUCCCUACUUACUCAAUGCCUGUGCCUAUUGAGUACUUCAAUCAUUACCAGCCUUCAGUCUGCCAACUCUGUGCCACACAACUCAGUACAUAUGAAUGGCAGUUGCCUAUGAGAUCUCCUCCGGGUAUUGCUUUACCCCCUCCAGAAGCUAGCUUGGGACUCGGAAUAUUGACGUAGUUAGGACCCACAAGGAGAUUAAUCAGGACUACUGUUUGAUUUGGAAGCAAACGACUUUGUCAAGUCGGCGUUUUAGAAAGAUCAACUAGCCAAGUACUAUCACUUGUUUCAGCCAAUAAUCAUCAUUUCCACAACACUUUGUAUAUAACGAAUUCUACUCGCCUAUUAGUAUAUGCUGAUUUGUGUUCUUCGUAUAAAUAUGUUGAGGCUA